ACAUUCUGCAGUCUUUGAUGCUAAAAUGACAUCACAGCAUUUAAACAUGUUUUGAAUGAAAACAUCAGCAUAUGAACACAAAACUGAAGAGACACUGCAAGCGUAUGAAAGCAGACGACUAUUUAGUGACAUUUCUACGUUUCCCUGAGGAUUAACUGCUCUGUAAUUUACCAAGAACUAAAUCAAAAUGAGUGGAAGAGGAGAUGAAUCACAAAAUAACCGUAAUGGCCGACAGGUUAACCCAGAAAUCUUUCCAAGUGGAGAUCAGGAACCAGCUUAUGAACCAGCUACUGAACCUAUUGGUGGACUCCGGGGCUUCCUGAACAAUCUUUAUCUUGGUCUCUAUAAUAUUUUUUGGAGGAUGGAUGAGCUAAUAGAUGAAUUAGAGGAACGAUAUGAUGACAUUCACAAUAUUAUUGUGAGGGACAAUAAUGCCAAUGCUGACAACAAUGAACAGCACGAUGAUCACAAUGCUGCUGUUGUUGUUGGCAUUGAAAAUGAUGAUUCUGAUGAGGCAUUUGAAGAGUGUGUGGAUGUUCACCAGUACAUCCCAGAAGAGGACCCUCAGCCAGGUGUAUCCAGGAGGAGGUGUAGAGAGAUGGAUGAAGAAGAUGUGGAAUCAAACAAAAGAAUCAGAUGGAGCGAGGAGUUUUCUGAUGAUGACUCUGACUUCUUCUCUGCUUGUGACACUGAUAGCGAGGGCUGUCCUCAUGUUGGUAAUAUUGCUGAUGAGGACAGCCCUCAGCAGGUAACAGAAGAAGAACUGCUGCCUGGUGGAUCCACGAAAAGGUCCAGAGAGGAAGAUGUAGAUGAAGAAGAGCGUAAUAGCAAAAAAUCCAGGCUUGCAAACUCUGAUUCGGGGACUAGCUCAGCUGUGUAUGAUCACUCUGAGAGCAGGAGUGAUGAACUUUUUGAAGAUGCACUUGAAGAGCUUGACAACCAUGAAACUGGAGGCUCGAGGAAGCGGUCCCGAGAGGAUUUUGAGGAAGAAGAGGAAUUCUGGCGUGUUUGCAAAUUUCAGAGGUGUUCAAAUGAGUCCACCAGCACCAGUGAUGACGACUAACACUAUUUCGACAGGUUUUUUCAGUAUCCUUUUCGUAGGCUGAUGGCCUACUCAGGUGACCCUGAAUCCUCCCUUGGUUAUGCUGCAAUAAGCUGGACAUACACUGUGCGAUGUUUCAGUCGCGUUAUUCAGCUCCUGCUCAAACUGCACGAUUGAAGUUUGUAGGUACGAUGCAGAGUCUCACACUAUACGGCCCGAUGCUCUGUGUGACCUGAGUGCUCACACUGUGCGUCCAUAGCAUGAAGAUUAUAACACAAAAUUUUACACUCUUUUCAUGGUUGUUGCGGUCGUGAUAAUUUCGUGAAGCCACAUCGAAGAGGCUCGGAUGAGCUUGCCAAAGUCCUACAAGUUGUGCCUCCAUUGCUUCCAGAUCACACGCUGCACUGCCGUGCUGCUCCGUCUUUUCACUUUCAUUUGUGUUUGCGCGUGCGCAGUGUGAGACGCUGCGUUGACACCCUCAAGACGGUCGACAGGAUUUCAAACAGGUUUGAUUUUCUUACGACCAAACGAUUGAUGAUCGGGAGCUGGUCGUGAGGUGUUAAUCGCUUCUCGUUAUCCCAUGUAUACGAUGCACCGCACACGAUUAAGCCCAAACUCGGGCUGAUCCCCAAAACGGUCGCACGACUGAAAAAUCGGCUCAAAAUGGGCCAAAAAUCGCACAGUGUAUGCCCAGCAUUAGGCUGCCGGGGGAUUCCCAUCAUGCACUGGGUGUUUCUUCUUCACCCACUAUGUGUUAACAGACCUCUCUGCUGAAUUGUACUUGUUAUUAUUCAUGUCUGUCUCUCUUCCACAGCAUGUCUUUAUCCCGUUUUCCUUCUCUCACCCCAACC
This is a messenger RNA of Oreochromis aureus, 1893 nucleotides long. RefSeq lists its product as uncharacterized. Bases 188 to 1063 code for a protein of 291 amino acids. The record is from RefSeq and is a predicted model, not a curated record. The transcript is spliced from 3 exons. NCBI's taxonomy places the organism in Eukaryota, Metazoa, Chordata, Actinopteri, Cichliformes, Cichlidae.